AUGAAUCUACAAGGACUCGAACGGAAUACAGACAGUAACAGCGGUGGUAGUAAAAGAAAUAGUUUCAAAAUUCCUUCAUCAUCAUCCAACAAUAAUAGACGAAGAAGUCAAACCACGACAGCACCCACUCCAACAGCAGCCACACGAUCCCGUAUGAGUUGUUACUAUGGAAGUUCUCCGGUUCAGCAACAAGAAUCCAUCUUACAACAAGAAUUACAACGAAAACAACAAGCGCAACAAGAGCAAGAAGAACAAUUACAACAAAAACGAACACAACGAAGAAAAUCGUUUAAUAUCAUCUCGAGAAAGAAUAGUAACAUGUUUUAA
Molecule: messenger RNA, 327 nt
Organism: Naegleria lovaniensis
Lineage: Eukaryota; Heterolobosea; Eutetramitea; Acrasida; Naegleriidae
Exons: 1
Coding region: 1-327 (108 amino acids)
Source: RefSeq, a predicted model, not a curated record